CCCGGUCGUGUCUGCGGUCGACUCCUCUCCCGUUCCCGGGAGACCCCACCUUCAUUUCGUCUCUCUUUUGUACAUCACACUCGCUUGACGAUCGCUGCACCCACCGGACAGGGAACGAACGAAUAGCACAAACAUGUCCGAAGCUGCUGUUGACUUCCACAGGCGCGGCGCCCACCGUCGUCUCGCCGGCCGCGAUUUCUUCCAGAGCAUGGCGUCGGUCUUUGGUGGUGGUGACGAUAAUGACGACGGUGCCAACGGAGUAGGCCCUGCUUCGGUCGAGAAGACCGCAACUUCGACAUCCACCACCGCUAAACAGACCCCAGAAACUGAAAAACCCACCGCUACAACCUCGAGCACCGAGAAGACAACAUCAUCCACGCAGAAGACCUCGCAGACCCCUACCUCUUUGUCUGCUAGCAGCACUUCGUCUUCGUCGUCGAAGAGCUCUUCUAGCUCUAGCUCGUCGUCCUCGUCCUCGUCGUCUUCGUCUUCCAAGAGCUCGUCUUCGUCGUCGACGCAGUCGAGCACCACUUCCACGACGCCGUUGACCACCUCCAGCACGCCGGCCACGACGUCGGCGCACUCGACGCAUUUCGUUACGUCUUUUGUCGCUUCAGCAGCUACUUCUCUGCCGGCGACUCUUACCGGUGCGGCUGCUGCCGCCUCGUCCUCCGCUGGCGGUUCCUCUGCGAGCACCGGCGCUGUAAUUGGCGGUGUUGCUGCUGGUAUUAUUGGAGUUGCUGGUCUCGUCUUCGCCGCUGUGUUCCUUAUGCGCCGCAAGAAGAGGGAGGCCCCGCUGGACGACGACUUUAACCCGUACAACAAUUUCAAGCACCAGUCUGUCAUCCUGCCCGACGAAGGCAUGCUCUCGCGCACGAGCUCCAUCAACCGCACCUACACCGAGCCCGACGACCGCUCGCUGGGUAUGGAGCAGACCGUCGCCGCCGUGCCGCCGUCUUUCGGCGGGUCUUACGCAGGCUACGGCGGGGAGAACAACUACUACAACCACCCGUAUGCGCCGUACCAGGGACAGUACAACUACAGUUCGAACAACGCCGGGCAGUACAUGAACAACCCGUCUACGCCGAGCACGCCAUAUGCGGCGACGCCGACGUCGGCUACGCCGUUCAUGAACAAUAACUCGCCCUACGGCGUGAUCUUCCAGGCCCCUGGGUCCCCCGUCACUCGUCAGCCGUCUAACGGAGCUGGGCAGUACCUGAACCGCCAGCCGUCUAUGGGUACCAUGCACAACGUGCAUGAGCCAAUGGCGCCUGAUGCUGCGCUUACUCGCCAGCCGUCCACGGGCACGACGCUCAGCCGCCAGCCUACCAACAUAAUGGCCAACACCAACGCGAGCCUGUACCGCCAGCCUUCGGACCUCGUCGCUGAUAUCCUACAACGCCAGCGCAACAGUCAGCAUCAGGGCGAGCACCAGGUCGGGGCGGACGCGCACUACGUCGACUUAAACCGGUCGAGCGUGACACCGUUCCAGGCGCAGCAGUACUCGGAGAUCUCGCGUCGUCUGAAUAUACCGGCCCCGGGUGCUCUGCCGUCUCCUGACGAGAAGGCCGAGCUUCCUCCCGUGCCCAAGUACGAGAAGGAUCUCCCCGCGCAGCGCGCCUCCGAGAACGCUGCCUCGCCCUUCGCCGACCCCGAGGACGACGGGCAGGACCUGACGAUUCCAGGCCACCCGCACGUCGUCGAGUUCCCGAUGACGCCGCAGACGGACGAGUCGUUCGGGCCGCUGCCCUCGCCCGGGCACUUCGCCGUCGCGCCGCCGUCGCCGAGGUACGAGCCUCCCCUGCCGUCGCCCGCGUUCGCGAUAGACCGGGUGCCGUCGACGCCGCCCAUCCUGCCCGAGAUCCACCUCCAGGAGCGCGCGUUCUCGCCCGGGCCUGCGGCGCACUACCCCGACGCCCCCGUGUCUGCGCAGCCCGCUGCGAGCUUCGACCUCCCCAGCCCGUUGCCGCAGGCGCACUUUUAUGACUCGAAGCCGAAUACCCCUACUACUGCCACGGGUGCGCGCCCGCCGAGCCCCGGGAAGCUCGCCCCCGAGGCCGCGCGCGCGGGAGUGCACGGCGUGAAGAGGCCGGACACCGUGUAUAGCAUCGCGGACGAGGAGGAUGCGUACGGCGGGUUCUAGUCCCUGUGCUCAUCCACGCGCGAACGGCCCUGAUAAUUCACGGGCCGGUGUACAAAGCCUCACUUAAACAACAUCUCCAAUUCUGUCCA
Messenger RNA from Rhodofomes roseus, 2232 nucleotides. RefSeq lists its product as uncharacterized. The record is from RefSeq and is a predicted model, not a curated record. The transcript has 3 exons. The coding region runs from base 134 to 2143 and encodes 669 amino acids. NCBI's taxonomy places the organism in Eukaryota, Fungi, Basidiomycota, Agaricomycetes, Polyporales, Fomitopsidaceae.